Molecule: messenger RNA, 704 nt
Organism: Prorocentrum cordatum
Lineage: Eukaryota; Dinophyceae; Prorocentrales; Prorocentraceae
Source: the annotation of a GenBank genome assembly
GAACCGCUGCCGCUGCCGUGCUGCUGUACCGAGGGCUCGCAGCCUGGGUCCACUACGGCGCCGCCGAGCAUCAUGCGAGGCUGGUGGGCGCACGCGUGGAGAAUGACGAGAAUGCUGUCGUGUCCCCCGUUUACGAUGUAUUCGUCGAGCAGCUCAGCCUGAACAGCGCGGGUCUUGAGGAUAUCCGCUUUUCGGCCACCAUCGACGUACGGCCGCGUGGAGUCCCCAGCCCUGGCAACGUGCUCUACACUUUCGCCCCGCUGACGACCGCCGAGAUCAGCGAGGUGCUUUCGGAGGCGGGCCAGGUCUGCGACCUCGAGCGAGUCCACCGCGGUUUCCCGCGGCUGGGCACGGCCGUUCGAGGGCGUGGCGGCGCCGCGGCGGUGCCGACGCCCGUGCCUGCUGUCGCCCCCGCGCCUGGAGGAACAACCCGCCUCGCUCCCGCAGGCGGCGCCUGGGUCCUCACUGAACCCCUCGUCGGCCACGACAUCGGGGCCGAGUUUGCGCUGCCCGUGGGGGCCGCGGUGCUGGGGUCGACAGCGUUGGUGGUCAUCGAUGGCGCCGUCGCCAGCCUCGAGAUGCUCGCGGAGGGGGUUGACAUCUCACGGUGGGCUCUUGCUCGCAGCGACUUCCUCUGCGACGACCUGAGGAUCUUGGCGCGGGCCCCAGCGGACGCACCCUGGUCGAGGCCGUCGUGCUCAUGA